Molecule: messenger RNA, 1335 nt
Organism: Polistes canadensis
Lineage: Eukaryota; Metazoa; Arthropoda; Insecta; Hymenoptera; Vespidae
Product: glutamate receptor ionotropic, kainate 1-like
Exons: 5
Coding region: 883-1335 (150 amino acids)
Source: RefSeq, a predicted model, not a curated record
GUCGUCGUCGUCGACGUCGUCAUCGUCAUCGUUGUCGUCGUUGCCGUCGUCAGCGUCGUCGUUAUCGUCGGCGUCAGAGCGAACACGCAGCUGCCAAGGGCAGUCUCCGGUCCUCGGUCCAGUCUGCCAUACGCCGUCGUUUCGUACGCACGAACGUCGAGCGCGCGCGCGUGAAAUUCUAUACGAAACGGAGAAAAAAAAAGAGAUAAGAGAGAGAGAGAGAGAAAGAGAGAAAGAGAGAUUAAGAGACUGACGGACAAACGCAAAACACACGGUGGAUUUAUUUAAUAUUUUUUUUCGUAUGAAAUUUCUCGUCCCUUUCAUAGAUUUCAUCUUCAUAUAUUUUAGGUUUAGCAUGUUUGACAGAUUAAACGGUUCUUUUUUUGAGAUAGGAGUAUAAACACGGUGAUAUAUUAUUAUGAUGAUUGUGACUUAUGUUAGUUAGAGUUAAGUAUUUUAGUAAAAACUAACAUGUGUUUAUUUUUUGUCGGGGUUUAUUUUUUUGUGACAUUUGAAGAAAAGAAGGAAUGUGCUAUCAAUUGAGAUCGAUUUCUGUCCACCCGGCUGCUGAAAGCAUCUGUCAAUCGUGUUUCGUGUUUUCCUCGUGGAAGAUAAGGAUCGACCUUGUGAUGCUGCUUUAAGAAAGAAGAUUUUCAAGGAGCGUGAAUUUCUUCGAGGGAGUUCAAGAGAGAAACUGUAGACGACGACGACGACGAGGAUAGUCGUUGAAGAAGAAGGAUAGAAGAGGAGGGGGUGGUGGUAACGGUAGUAAUAGUAGUGCUGGUGGUGGUGGUGCUGGUGGUGCUGGUGUUGGUUGUGGCAGUUGUUACAAGGGUGAGGAAAAGGGAAGAGAAACGGUGGGGAAGAGAACCGGAACCGGAAAUGGCUGCGAGGUGGCUCCUACUGGCGCUCCUCGCCGCCCAUGCCACGGCUCUUCCUGAUAUCAUUAGGAUAGGUGGGCUGUUUCAUCCGUCCGACGACAAACAGGAAGUGGCCUUUCGUUACGCUGUAGAAAAAAUCAACGCCAACAGGGACAUCCUGCCCAAGUCUCGUCUUAGUGCUCAGAUUGAACAGAUAAAACCUCAAGACAGUUUUCACGCUUCCAAGAGAGUGUGCCAUUUGUUGCGGAGUGGCGUAGCUGCAAUUUUUGGACCUCAAAGUGCGCACACCGCUUCUCACGUGCAGAGCAUCUGCGACACUAUGGAAAUACCGCACUUGGAGACACGUUGGGAUUACAGACUAAGAAGGCAAAGCUGUCUCGUCAAUCUUUACCCUCACCCUACCACUCUUUCGAAGGUACGUUUAAACUUUUCUCAAGAUAACCCUACCAUUUAA